AUGUUAUCACAUGAUACACUUCAUUCAAAACAAGUUAUUAACAUACAAGAUUUAAUAAAACAUUAUGAUUCAUUAUUAGCAAGUGGACAUGAACCUGAAACACAUGUUAUUGUUAAUAGUAUUCAAAUUGAAGAUGAUAAAUGGAAACGUCUUUCACGACAAAUUGUCGAUUUACUUCUUGCUCAUUUACAAUCUCAGGAUCAAUCACUUUUGGAUAUUUAUUCCACACAAUUAACACUAUUUGAUGUUGUGUCAUCAGUUGAAUUACGAUCAAUUGAUCCAUUUGUUAUUGCUUUUCGAGCAUUAAAUGAUGUUUUAUUAUCAGUUAAUGGAACACGAGAUGAAACUUUUAGUGCAGCUCUUCUUCGAAUUUUACAUGACGUAAUAUUACGAAUUUUAACUAAUACUCGACAAUUAUGUGGUCAAAUCAAUAUGACAUUAGUUUCUCUUGUAUCCGAUUAUCUUUAUACACGUUUAACAUUAGAUACAAGUUCAAAUAAUUCAUUUACAGAUAUUGAAUGGUUAGGUACGCGUGAUUUAUUAUCCUAUGGACAACUUUCAUAUGAUACUAUAUUAACAUCAAUCCAAAGUAAUAAUACAUUACCAUUAUCAGUUAAUAUAAGUCUCACAUAUGUUUUAAUAAUCGACAAAUAG
Molecule: messenger RNA, 654 nt
Organism: Rotaria sp. Silwood1
Lineage: Eukaryota; Metazoa; Rotifera; Eurotatoria; Philodinida; Philodinidae
Source: the annotation of a GenBank genome assembly